Messenger RNA from Gymnogyps californianus (California condor), 3499 nucleotides. It is a transcript of the gene EEF1AKMT1, whose product is annotated as EEF1A lysine methyltransferase 1. The transcript is spliced from 5 exons. The coding region runs from base 36 to 677 and encodes 213 amino acids. Gene Ontology annotation, molecular function: protein-lysine N-methyltransferase activity; nucleic acid binding. Gene Ontology annotation, biological process: methylation. Lineage: Eukaryota; Metazoa; Chordata; Aves; Accipitriformes; Cathartidae. The record is from RefSeq and is a predicted model, not a curated record.
GGUCCGCGUGCGCGGAGGGAUCUGGCGGCCGAAAAAUGGAUGAUGAUGAUGAUGACAUUCCCCAGCUUUCAUCCCAUACGUUGGCUGCCCUCCAGGAGUUCUAUUUGGAACAGCAGCAGAGAGAGGGCAUGAAGACCUCCCAGGGGUUUAAUCAAUAUUCCAUUGGCUCAAUAGAAGAAGACUGGCAACUGAGCCAGUUUUGGUACAGCGAUGAAACCGCAUCAUGCCUGGCUAAUGAAGCAGUUGUGGCAGCUGGAAAAGGUGGCAGGAUAGCAUGUGUUAGUGCACCGAGUGUGUACCAGAAACUGAAAGAACAAGAUGGUAAAGAUUUUUCAGUGUGUAUACUGGAGUACGACAGAAGGUUUUCUGUAUAUGGAGAAGAAUUUAUCUUCUAUGAUUACAACUACCCUUUGAACUUACCUGAAAAUCUCCUGCCACACAGUUUUGACAUCGUAAUAGCAGAUCCACCCUAUCUGUCUGAGGAAUGUCUUCAAAAAACUGCAGAGACCAUCAAAUACUUAACAAAAGGAAAGAUUCUGCUUUGCACAGGUGAAAUCAUGGAGGAACAGGCAGCAAAGCAUCUUGGUGUGAAGAUAUGCAAGUUUAUUCCAAAACACUCGCGAAAUUUAGCCAAUGAAUUUCGAUGUUACGUGAACUAUGCUUCUGGACUGGACUGAUUCUCAUAAGAAGAUCUACAACUUUUUCAGUCAAGCUCCUUUCUAGUUUUUAUCAGUGACUCCACAUUUCUCAAUGCCGAAAUAUUCAGCUCCCAGUACUGUUUUCUGGGCUAGCUUUAAUCAACACAGUGUGAUAGCCUCUGUCUUUUAAAUGUGUAAGCAUUUGCAGUUACUGUGUUUUGUAUCUUACCUAUUAGGUAAAUGGGGACCAAACAGUGCAGGUGCUGGAUAAUGGGAACUUCUCUGUUACGAGUUUCAUUCUAACUGGUAGUUUUUACCAUUCAAGGACUCUUCAGUGACCUCUCUGAAGUGAUUUUAGCUGGUUGGCUUAUAACAACACAUAGGUGCUUGCCUCACAGACAUCAGAAUCGUCAUUGCAUCAGAACUGAUGACUUGGUAGCUAGUGGAUGGUUGAAAGAGCAUGAAUAGUGGUCUCCUUUCAAUCUUGAGAGAUGCUCCCUUAGUAAAAGGAUUGAAAGGUGUUUGUUCUGAACGUGUCAUGUGUUUUCAGAUUCAUUAUCCAGCAGGCUGAUGUUUUUAUAAAGGAUAACUAGAAGAGAAAAUAGGUCUCCUUCUGGGGAGGCCUCUCCAGUUGCUUUUAAUGAUAAUCAGAACUAUCUACCAGUUGCCAAGUAAGGUAAGACCUACUAUCCACUGUUGCCAGACUGGCUUUUUAAAAACUUGUGGUUAUUAUUGCACCUUUUCUCUAAAGCCUUGUCACAAACCCAGACUUUCUUUUUGUAAAAGAUAAGAUCUAUUUUGUCAUCACUUACCACCGUAUAAACUUGUGUAUGUAUGUAUGCUGUACUAGAGAAAAAGUAAUGUAAGUUGUUAAACAUCUCUUUGCAGAAGUACGGUAAAUUUAUUUUGCGAUGUUUAUACACUAGUGCAACAGAAAGUCAUGAGCUUUUAAAAAACCAUGCAACUAGGCUGUUCUGUUUACUAGUUAAGCUGAUCUCCAGAGGUGAUACAAACCUGAUGUCUCCUUGAAAAAAGCACCAUAAGGAUUUCCCCAUUAGAGAGAGCUUUACUUUUAUUAAGAGUCCUAUACACUACUGAAGCCAAAUCACCCGGAAUACGAAGUAAUUACUAAAAAAAUGCAGCACAUCAGCCAGUCCUUGCAUUAGUGCUUCAGACUGUGUUCAUGGGUUCUCACUUGGAGUUACUCUUACUGUUGGUUAUGAGAUACUUCUGUAGUAAUCUGACCCAUACAUGUUAGUCCCUUAAAUCUUGACUCAUAAUGGAUCUGAUUAAAUAUAGUGCCUGCUUUUUAGCAGAUUUCAGUACCAAGGUAAAGAUGAUUUACAGGUAUGUCAAGUUUGUAGUUAAAAGAACAGUCCUUUUUUUCCAAUUGCCCAGUUUUAUAUUUGCCUCCUGUUCCACAGGCAGCAGCAGAGCAGUAGAGUAGAAGCAUCUUAAAUCGUUGAAUCUUACAGGGCCACUGAGGUAUAACAUAAUGUAUUGAUAAACUCCCACUGUUUCUAACAGACAAAUGUUAAAUUUUAUAUACAAGGCUUGGGCUAUAUUUCAAUCAAUUUCAAUCAAAACAGAUGAUACAUUAGAAAAACGUUGCUUUGGGAUAGUAGGGUUUUCUGGUAACUGGGAAUUUUUAAAGCCAGUUUUGACUAACCUUUUGACUACACUACUAAUGUAUUUUUGGGUGAAAGCUCUUUCAUAAAUUCCAAGGCACUCAACAGUUUUAUCAGCUAUAAAUAUACUAUACAAAACAUAAGUACGUGUCUUUAUAUGCCAUUAUUUAUAUAUUGGGAUUGUGUAAAAGGCUAACAGAAAUGCUGCAUCUACAAGAUGAAGCACCUAAAAUGACGUAUUAAGAAAUCUAUUUUGCAGUGGGGAUAAACCUAAUUAAGCUUGUGAGACAAGACUUUUAAUAAGGUAGAGGUAAUACUCAUGUUUCUGUGCAUUUCUGCUGUUUGGAUGCAGAUUUUCCCAUCUGGUGGAGUAAACAAAUGCGCAGGAAUAACGUAGAUGGAAUAUAAUCCUCUCUCAGUACUCAGAGAAUCGUGCUUCCUGAGCUGGACACAACACUGGUUCGUAAAUACCCAUCCAAGCCACUGUUGCACUCUUCCCCAUUUUCCAAGAGAGCUGUUCACUUCCUAAGGCUUUUCCAUCCUCACAUUUUAUAUCUGCUGCUUCCUUCCCCCUCUCCCCCCAUAUAGUGUUCCUGAGUUUCAUGGUACCAGUUUUCUUUCUCUUUCACGCGCCUUGGUUUCUGUCAGACUGGUAAUAGGUGUUGUUAAAACGAGAAAAGUGCAGCAGAGGAAGAGCUCACAGGGAGAAUGGAGACCGGGGUCUUCUGACAGUCCCUGUGAGCCCAGGCUGAUGCAGUUGUGCCUUUCGAACCAGAAGCCAUGCUUGCUGCUGAGCCCAAUAAAGCCAGAAUUCCCCCCUGAAAAUUACUGUCCACAGGCUGGGUUUAGCUGUUUUCCAGGAGGCCAUGCCAUGACUUUUAUGUGGCCAGUUUCAAAAUAAACCAGAAUGUUAAAUGCAUAGGUAUUGGCACAAAUCUGUAUUUCACAAUUGUAAACUUUUAUGUUUAUUAGCUCAAUGUCUUGUACACCAAGCAGAUGGAGACAAUGAAGUAACACCUGCAACUAUUUUUAACUACAUAGAGGCUUCAAGUGGGACAGGUAUGAUUGCCAGAAGGGAUGAUAUUCUUCCCCUGCCACCCACCUAAAUUAGAACAUGCUGUUCAAAUACAAGCUUCACCUAUGUUGCUGCCUUGCUAUUAAUUCCUUCAGUUGUCUGCUUCACUUUGGUAAAUGUGUGUUGUUGGGCUCUCUAUAUCAGAAUUAAAAGACAAC